Messenger RNA from Carassius gibelio (silver crucian carp), 1460 nucleotides. RefSeq names its product pancreatic secretory granule membrane major glycoprotein GP2-like. Gene Ontology annotation, cellular component: apical plasma membrane; cell surface. Gene Ontology annotation, biological process: neutrophil migration. NCBI's taxonomy places the organism in Eukaryota, Metazoa, Chordata, Actinopteri, Cypriniformes, Cyprinidae. The transcript has 9 exons. The record is from RefSeq and is a predicted model, not a curated record. The coding region runs from base 191 to 1315 and encodes 374 amino acids.
CAUUCAAGCUGGUGUUCCAAAGCAACUGGAGGUUCCCACUUCAUUAGAGCUGUGAUUCGGAGGGCUGGAGAGAGCGCAAGCACUACGUCUGACUCUGACAGCCAGUCAAAGUGAUAACCAGAAAGAUUUGGCUGAAGGGCCGAAGACAAAACUACAUUUGAGGAGAGAAGAAUCCAGAAAGGCAUUAAGGAUGACACCUGCUACACUGGCACUGACAUGGUCUUUGCUCUCGAUAUGGACAGUAAUUUCUGCUGUGCAGAUGGAAGAAGCUGAUCUCAAUGAGACCGUCAUCUGCACAAAUGAUCAGAUGCAAGUUAUCAUUCCCAGUUUGUUUUUUCUGAACAAGGAUCCACCUGUUUACGUUUGGGAUUUGCACUUGAAUGAUCCUGACUGUCGAGGUGUUGAGGUCGGGAACGACUAUGUCUUCAGCAUCAAGACAAACCUCACAGACUGCGGCACCAUUAUGGCAUCAGAUGAUUCUCAUAUCAUGUUCACCAACUCGAUCCGCAAUAAUGAAACUGAUAUCAUCACCAGAAGCUACAUCAACAUCACAUUUGGGUGUCGAUACCCACUAAACUACAUGGUUCAGCAGCAAAACGGGGGGAAUCUGGUCAGAGUGGAUGUGAGGACAAUCACUCUGAACACAGAGGAUGGAAAUUUCUCGGUCUCCAUGCUGCUGUAUAAAGACGAAGAGUUUCAGGAUAAAUGGACCACUGUUCCUUCUCUCACACUUGAGGACAACAUCUAUGUCAAAGUUUACAUGAUUCCAGCAAAUCUUUUUCUGAGAGUGGACAGAUGUUGGGCCACACCAACCAGUGACCCUUACAGCAACAUUCAGUAUAUCUUCAUCAGGGACAGCUGUCCAGUGUUGUGGGAUGACCAGACACUAGCCAUGAUGAAGAACGGUCAAGGACCAGAAGCUCUGUUCAGGAUACAGAUGUUCAAGUUUGUUGGAAGCUCCUACACAGAUGUUUUCCUGCACUGCAACGUCCAGAUCUGUCAUAACACAGGAGGAGUGUGCCGGCCUAACUGCUCUUCUGAAGAUGCAUCAGUACGGACACGCAGGGAUGUUGCAUCAUCUCACACUCUAUCGUAUGGACCAAUCAGAAGGCUCAAAACUGACAUGGAGAAUACUAGCCCCAAUUCAAAUGUGCCUCCUGUGGAAACCUUUGUGUUGGGUGGUCUGCUGUUCAUCCUGAUUGUCAUAACAGGAGUUUUUGGGAAACUCUGGCUCCAGAGCAGGAACUCGUAUCCAACCCAAGAGGCCCAGCUCACUCUCUCCAACAUCCACCACAUCUCAGAGGUGGCCAGCUAACCUGGGAUCUCAUUUACACAGUGUUGUGUCAAAUAUGUUCAGUUUGAAUGCAUUGUCUGCUAACCUAUAGUGUUUUUUUUUUUUUAUAGUAGUUGUUCUUUUUUUGUCUGUUAUUGUGAAAUAAAUAAAAAUGCUUUUUGAUUUC